GAUGGCUUUUAUCGUUCAUAUCAUCAUCAUAUUCGCUCCACUUGACAAAUCGCAUCGAUAUCGUAUCUAUAGAUACCACCAGCUGAUGUCCCUUUUGAUCACUUGAUCAAAGUGGUAUACGGGGAAGGACAGAUCGAGUUUGUCCACCCAAAUGGCUUCUGUUACUGCAUCAGCUACAUCGUCUUCGAGGCUGAAUCCAUCUGCAAGUACAGGUACUAAUGGCAAUGCAAGCGCAAACGAAUAUCUGGAUGAAGCGGUAGAGUCGGUCAAUCGACAGAUCGAUGUAGACAUUCGAGCAAUCUUGGAUGCAUUCAAUGCAUUGAUCAAUCUGAGUAGUAUUCGUGAUAAGGAUCGCUUUCGAAUCGCACAAGAGAAGUUUGAAGCAGAGGCACGAGCAGACACAAUGGUACGAUCAGCACAAUCGCUCACAUUACUCAGUCAUGCUUUGAAGCUGUCAUUGCUAUUAUCGCAAGAACCCAUCCAAUGCGAAGAAGAAGUGGAAAGCAAGCAAGAAGGAUCAAAGAACGGGCAGACUUUGGAUGAUGAAGCGAUUGCAUUAAUACACAGUACUGCCAAAUCCAAAGAAGAAUGUGCUCGGUAUAUAGAGGAGAUACUGGGCAAGAACACUGGUUGAUGAGUAUGCCUUUUUCUCUCUCUAAUUGUCACUAUACUCAAUUGUAUCAUAUGUCAAUCAUCCAUUAAUGAUCAUGGUAUACCCUCUUAGUCUUUGUGGCUUUAGGCGUUCAUUGGUUGUAUGCCAACACGGCGAUUUUCCUAACAAAAAAGGUUCCGAUCUGACUUGCAAUCUAAGAGUUGUGGCAUGGAAAGCACCGUACCGAUUAAUCGUGUGUGUGUGCGCAGAGCAGCGCGCUUACGUGUUGUUGCAACUUUGCCAGAGUCCACUUUUUAGUCUGGCAAUGCGUGCGCGGCGAAGCACUCACAAAGGCAG
Messenger RNA from Meira miltonrushii, 949 nucleotides. RefSeq lists its product as uncharacterized. Gene Ontology annotation, molecular function: transcription coregulator activity. The coding region runs from base 152 to 634 and encodes 160 amino acids. The record is from RefSeq and is a predicted model, not a curated record. Gene Ontology annotation, biological process: regulation of transcription by RNA polymerase II. Gene Ontology annotation, cellular component: mediator complex. Lineage: Eukaryota; Fungi; Basidiomycota; Exobasidiomycetes; Exobasidiales; Brachybasidiaceae. The transcript is spliced from 3 exons.